This is a messenger RNA of Spodoptera frugiperda (fall armyworm), 2276 nucleotides long. RefSeq names its product SUMO-activating enzyme subunit 2 (gene Uba2). Gene Ontology annotation, cellular component: SUMO activating enzyme complex; cytoplasm. NCBI's taxonomy places the organism in Eukaryota, Metazoa, Arthropoda, Insecta, Lepidoptera, Noctuidae. Bases 117 to 1946 code for a protein of 609 amino acids. Gene Ontology annotation, molecular function: SUMO activating enzyme activity. The record is from RefSeq and is a predicted model, not a curated record. The transcript is spliced from 7 exons. Gene Ontology annotation, biological process: protein sumoylation.
UGACAGUUAGUUUAAUGAGUCCUCGCUACGCUAGCGUUUACGUUGUAGUAAUAAAAUCUAACAGGAAAUAAUUGUUUUAAUUCAUAACUUUAGUGUUUUUAUUUAUCAAAACCAAGAUGGUAGCGCGGGUGGCUGGUGUUUUUGAUGAGAAGUUGACGGAGGCUAUCGCUAAUUCUAAGAUAUUGGUGGUAGGCGCCGGCGGUAUAGGUUGUGAGAUAUUGAAGAAUCUCGUGCUUACCGGCUUCCCAAACAUUGAGAUUAUCGACCUUGAUACCAUCGACGUAAGCAAUUUGAAUCGUCAGUUUCUUUUCCACAAAGAGCAUGUUGGAAAAUCGAAGGCGCAGGUGGCGAAGGACAGUGCGCUCAGUUUCAACCCGAACGUGAACAUUGUGGCACAUCACGACAGUGUUAUCAGCAAUGACUAUGGAGUGAGCUACUUUAAGCAGUUCCAGAUUGUGAUGAAUGCUCUGGACAACCGUGUGGCACGUAACCAUGUCAACAGAAUGUGUCUCGCUGCUAAUGUCCCUCUUAUUGAAACCGGAACUGCCGGCUAUGCUGGACAGGUGGAACUCAUAAAGAAAGGCCUGACUCAAUGCUAUGAAUGUCAGCCUAAAGCCCCACAAAAGACAUUCCCAGGUUGCACAAUCAGAAACACACCAUCAGAGCCCAUCCACUGCAUAGUAUGGGCGAAGCACCUCUUCAACCAACUCUUUGGUGAGGAGGAUCCUGAUCAGGAUGUUAGUCCUGACACCGCAGACCCUGAAGCAGCUGGAGAAGCCGGUGCAUCAGCAUUAUCAUCAGAAGGAAAUACCGCAGGGAACGUAGAAAGGAAGAGUACUCGCGCAUGGGCUGCGGAAACCAAUUAUGAGCCUGAAAAGCUAUUCUCUAAACUGUUUGGUGAUGAUAUCCGUUACUUGCUAUCUAUGGAGAAUCUCUGGAAGAAGCGCAGGCCUCCCACUCCCCUUGUGUGGGACAAUCUGCCUGGUAAAGACAACCCACCAGCUCAACACUCAGGAUUGCCUGAUCAAAGGGUUUGGUCAGUGCAUGAAUGUGCACAGGUGUUUGCAGCAAGCUGCGACGCCCUACAGAAGGACCUGAAGAGUCGUGCAGAGGGCGACCACUUGGUGUGGGACAAGGAUGAGAAGAGUGCCAUGGACUUUGUCACAGCAUGCGCUAACAUUCGCGCACAUAUCUUCAAUAUACCACUCAAGUCGAGGUUUGAGAUCAAAUCAAUGGCGGGCAACAUUAUUCCCGCGAUAGCUACAGCUAAUGCGAUAGUGGCGGGACUAGCAGUGCUGCGAGCGCAGGCCGUGCUGAGGGGAGACAUACAGACCUGCACCAGUGUGUACCUGCGGCCCAAGGUCAACCACCGCGGACAACUCUUUGUACCGGAGAAAACAUUGACUCCACCAAACCCAAAAUGUUACGUGUGCGCACCUAAGCCAGAAGUAGGCCUGGCUUGCAACUUGAAGCAGCUCACAUUGAAGGAUCUCACAUCAGCUUUCAAAGAGGGUCUCAACAUGCAGGCUCCUGACGCAACAGUCGAGGGCAAAGGUUUAGUCGUACUGUCCUCAGAGCCAGGUGAAACUGACCACAACAACGACAAGACGCUAGAAGAGAUCGGCUUAAAUGACGGCUGUGCGUUGCUAGUCGAUGACUUCUUACAAAACUACGAAGUAAGGGUCAGGCUACAGCAGGAAGACGAGGAGAAGUCCUGGCGACUCGUCACCGACACUGACGCCCCAAUGCCAGCUCCUAAAGAAGAAGAGAAACCAGCCAACGGCUCCAACGGCAGUGACCCGAAACCUGGCCCCUCCACCUCCAGGACCCGGGAAGACAGCGACAGCGACAUGGAGAUCAUUGAGGAAGACGACGACGAGCCCACAGUGAAACCCCCAAAGCGCAGGCGCACGGAGAUGAGCGAUGAAAUCGUAAACCUUUGUUAACAUAGACUUUUGAAAUUUUCCAUAGAACACUUUCGACUAUUGUAAGUCUACGGUCGCAAAACAGUUUUCUACUAUUUAAUAAGUAAAUGUUUAAAUACAUUUUUUAUAAAAAUAUAAAGGCGUUUUGCCUGAUUUAGCAAUACAUAAUAUGUUGAGACAAAUUAAAAUGUUAUAAUGGGUCCUAUAAUCGAAUGUUUAAGAAAUUUUGCAACAUAGUAUUAAAAUUCGAGGAGAACUAUAUAAUUAUUUAAGAACAAUUUCUUAGUAAUAUAAGAGUUAUAUAACUUUUGUAGUACUCUUGUCUCAUUAAUAAAUUAAUUUAGAUAAGAA